AUGGAUAUUGAGAUCGCGGUUUCCGGAGAGAAGGGGAAGAUAUGGAAUGCCGAUGAUGCACAGCUACUUGCUAUGGGGAAGAAACCGGAAUUGCAGCGGGUAUACAACACUUGGACACUCUGUGCCUACCAGGUUAUGAUAUCGGCCAGUUGGUCAUGCCUCAUUGUCUUGUAUUCGACUAUCUUUGAUGUCGGUGGACCGGCUGGUUUGAUAUGGGCAACUCUGAUCGUGUCUGUCGGCCAAACACUGCUUAUGACUUCAUUGGCUGAGUAUUGCAGCAUUUGGCCGACCGCCGGUGGACAGCAAUACUAUACCCAAGCUCUUGCAACCGUGGACUUCUCAUUGGUCCGGUGGCUUCCGGGCGUUAAUUUAUUUGGUGCAAUUUGGGUUGUUGGUGGCGGAGUCGCAUGGGCCAUCGUCUUCAUAGUGAUGGCGCCUAAACACGAUGCAAAGAUCAUUUUCACCGAGUUUCUCAACAAUACGGGCUACGAAAAUACAGGGUGGGUAUUCAUAAUGUCGUUCUACAAUUCUAUUUACGGAUUGGUUGGGACAGAUGGGAUGAUGCAUCUCCGGAGCAUGAUCUAUUCAAUGAUUCUUUGCGGGAUUAUGAGUUGGCUAGCAGCUGUUCUAAUGAUUUGGACUGCGGGUGACUGGACCACCUACAUGCCAUCACCGCAGCCGUAUAUGAGCUGGUGGAUUGGUGUGACUGGGUCACAAUAUGGCGGUGGUCUCUUCUGUGCACUUGUGAUGAUUGGCAUCAACUUCUUCGUCAUUGUCGGCACGAACAGUGCCGGGUCAAGAAUUGUGUGGAGCAUGGCCCGCGACAAGGCAUUCCCAUACUCCGAAUAUCUAGCUCAGGUUAGCCCGAGACUCGGUAUUCCAUUGCGUGCCAUUGGAUUUGUGGUGGUGGUCGAUCUAAUUCUUGGUCUUAUCGUACUUGGAAGUGACCUUGCUUUUCAAUCCAUCAUUUCCGGCGGUGGCCUGAUGUUGCAGGUUAGCUAUUUAGUGCCUGUGCUCAUCGUUCUUGUUCGGGGAGAAAGAUUCUACCCCCACGUCCUAGUUUCGACCUGGGAAAAUGGGGCUAUGCGAUAA
Molecule: messenger RNA, 1092 nt
Organism: Penicillium cosmopolitanum
Lineage: Eukaryota; Fungi; Ascomycota; Eurotiomycetes; Eurotiales; Aspergillaceae
Exons: 9
Coding region: 1-1092 (363 amino acids)
Biological process (GO): transmembrane transport
Cellular component (GO): membrane
Molecular function (GO): transmembrane transporter activity
Source: RefSeq, a predicted model, not a curated record